AUGGCUCUUAGCUUCUUCAGUGGCGGAGGCAGUGCGAGUUACGCAAAGUACUUCGAUAUCCGAGGAGGAGAGCAAGAGGCCGCCAGUGCCCAACUCAGUGGAAAGCUACUUCUAUGUCUAUCGGAGCCUCUUGCUGCCAAGCACGUUAGAUUGAACCUCACUGGCAUCUCGCGAGUAUGUUGGCAUCUCCCAUCAGGUUCGGCCAGCGGUAGCAGGAAAUCGUGGAGGGAAAAGGUGUUUUAUGAAAAGACCUGGACCUUCCGGGACGCCGGCAAGAGCAAGACCGAGGUCCUCGCUGCGGGCAACUACGAGUUCCCCUUUCAUGUGAUUCUGGAGGGCUCGAUGCCGGAGAGCGUCGAGGGUCUCAGUGAUACCUACGUGACCUACCGCUUCAAGGCGGAAAUCGGUCGCAAGUACGCCAAGGAUAUUGUCGUGAGGAAACCGCUGCGGAUUAUUCGGACCUUGGAAUCCAGUGCGCUGGAGCUGUCUCAUGCGAUGUCCGUGGAGAACAUCUGGCCCAACAAGAUUGAGUAUUCGAUCAGCACGCCGACCAAGGCCGUCAUCUUUGGAACCAGCCUUCGGGUGGAUUUCAAGUUAAUACCCCUCCUCAAGGGCCUUAAGAUCGGACAGAUCGUCUCUCAGCUCAUUGAGAGCCACGACCUGACCCUCAACCCGGAAGAUCCCGAUUCCAUCCGCAACACAUACAAAAGCACCAGGACAAUUGUCAGCGACGAAUACGAGUUGGAUGACGAAGGCAGCCUCGAAAUCAUCGACGAAGAGGCGGAGGGGUAUCAGUUUUCCCGGUAUUUGGACCUUCCUAAGACCUUGACGCGCUGUCUGCAAGACACGGAUACUCGGGGCAUCAAGAUCCGACACAAGUUGAAGUUCCGGGUCCAGCUGCUGAAUCCUGAUGGUCACAUCAGCGAGUUACGAGCUACUCUCCCAGUCUCCAUCUUCAUUUCUCCCAACCUUGCCAUCGAUGAAAACAACAACCUGGUCGACCAGACCCCCCAGACCGCCCGGCGAGCGGUCGACGAUAUUGCUCAGCAGGCGCCUCCCCUGUAUGGCGAGCACCAGUUCGAUCAACUCUACAGCGAAGUCGACCCCAGCGGCUACCGGACCCCCGGACCGGGCAGUGGACCAGGCACUCCUUUCGGUGCCCUCAGCCGGAAUAUAUCCUCAGAGAACCUCGCGUCGAUGAACGCCUUGACCAGCACCGACCUCUCUGUCUCUGCCUUGCAGACUCGAUUGUCCAAUCUGCAUGCGAGCCGAUUCAGCAACCCCUCGCCGACCGAAAUCGAUAAUCAUGCCGACAGUGAACAGCGACGCCUGGGCAUAUCGACGGCCGACUACUUUGGCCCUUCCUCCGGAUCCAAUUCGCACAGCCCCGCAAGUCCCGAACUCUCCCGCAGACCUUCCGAUGAAGGAUACCGCGAUCACGACCACAUCCCCUCGGGCAUGGCCACUCCAUUCCACCCUCAGUAUGCGGAGGUCGAGACGCUCAGCCGGGUCCCCAGUUAUUCGACCGCCAUGCGAUCCACUGUCCGUCCAUGCGAUAGCGAACUGCCAGACUACCAGGCUGUGGUCGCGGAGGAUACCGCGAUGCCGGCACUGCAGUCCCCGCAGCAAGCCUACAUCCGCAGCGCCGGCCGGGGGACCUCGAUGAACACGGGAAUUGACGUCCAUCAACUUCGCUCCGGGCAUUUCAGUUCGCGGACUUCGAAUUCACAUGAUGAAGAGGAUCGCCGGCUCCGACUGGUCCAGGCCCGGGCCAGAGUUUAA
Aspergillus clavatus NRRL 1 is the source of this 1782-nucleotide messenger RNA. RefSeq names its product arrestin family protein. Gene Ontology annotation, molecular function: ubiquitin protein ligase binding; protein-macromolecule adaptor activity. Lineage: Eukaryota; Fungi; Ascomycota; Eurotiomycetes; Eurotiales; Aspergillaceae. The coding region runs from base 1 to 1782 and encodes 593 amino acids. Gene Ontology annotation, cellular component: cytoplasm; plasma membrane; cytosol. The transcript is spliced from 5 exons. The record is from RefSeq and is a predicted model, not a curated record. Gene Ontology annotation, biological process: ubiquitin-dependent endocytosis.